Molecule: messenger RNA, 786 nt
Organism: Centropristis striata (black sea bass)
Lineage: Eukaryota; Metazoa; Chordata; Actinopteri; Perciformes; Serranidae
Gene: psmb6
Product: proteasome 20S subunit beta 6
Exons: 7
Coding region: 25-723 (232 amino acids)
Cellular component (GO): proteasome core complex
Molecular function (GO): threonine-type endopeptidase activity
Source: RefSeq, a predicted model, not a curated record
AGAGCCAGACAGAAAGAGAGAAAGAUGGCGGCCGCAGCAAUGAUGCCUAGCUUCGGGCAGCAGAUUUCUUCUAACAGCGACCUGGUUCCGGACUGGACCCGCCAGGAAGUCAGCACCGGGACCACCAUCAUGGCGGUGGAGUAUGACGGCGGUGUGGUGAUUGGGGCCGACUCUCGCACCACCACGGGAGCCUACAUUGCCAACAGAGUGACAGACAAACUGACUCCGAUCCAUGAGAGGAUCUUCUGCUGCAGGUCCGGCUCUGCGGCAGACACUCAGGCCAUCGCUGACGUGGUCACCUACCAGCUGGGCUUCCACAGCAUCGAGCUGGACGAGCCCCCAUUGGUGGAGACGGCCGCCAAUCUGUUCAAAGCCAGCUGCUACCGCUACAGAGAGGAGCUGACGGCCGGGAUCCUGGUGGCGGGCUGGGACCGCAGGAAGGGGGGCCAGGUGUACUGCGUGCCCAUCGGGGGGAUGCUGGUCCGUCAGCCGGUCUCUGUGGGGGGUAGUGGAUCCUCCUACAUCUACGGCUUCAUGGACUCCAACUACAAACCAGGACUGACCCGGGACCAGUGUCUGGAGCUCACCGCUGCAGCCCUGUCUCUGGCGAUGGAGAGAGACGGUUCCAGCGGUGGUGUGAUCAGAUUGGCGAGCAUCUCGGAGGAGGGCGUGGAGAGACGAGUCAUCCUGGGGAACCAGCUGCCCAAAUACUCCACACACUGAACACACACACACACAGCUGUGUGUUGUUAUUGUUGUUUUUGUUCUAAUAAACUUUUCAGUCUC